AUGACUGCCUCAUAUGAGUCAGGCUUGCUCACUAAGGCCAUUGCCAAGUACCAGUUCUCUCUCACUGCUGAGUAUGGUGGUAAGAGGGUCAACACAGAGCAGGAAAACUGGAAUGAAGCCACUGAGAUUGAAGAGUCUCUUUAUGUGACCCUGCAGCCCAAUGAGAAGAUGUAAAUAUGGCAAUACCAGCUGGGCUUGGGCAAGGAAACGGUCUUGUUCUGCCAUGAUAUGAAAUUUACAGGUGAUUCUACUCCACCUACAGAUAUUCCUUUGCCACCUUCUAAUAAAUGAAAUACAGUGGUACCUCGCGUUAAGUACUUAAUUCAUUCCGGAGGUCUGUUCUUAACCUGAAACUGUUCUUAACCUGAAGCACCACUUUAGCUGAUGGGGCCUCCUGCUGCUGCUGCGCCGGCAGAGCCAGAUUUCUGCUCUCAUCCUGAAGCAAAGUUCUUAACCCGAGGUAAUAUUUCUGGGUUAGUGGAGUCUGUAACCUGAAGCGUAUGUAACCUGAGGUACCACUGUAUGGUAGGUCAACAGGAACGCUCAAAGGCUUCCUCCCCAUUUAGGGAUCUUUUAUUAAAUUUGGGUGAUUAUUGUGGGCUAAAGUUUAGAAAAUAUAGAGCUCUCACAGCACUAGAAAAUGAUAGAUACUGUAUUCUAAGGUCCGCUGAUGCUAUAUUUUGUUCCUGGAAGACUCUGCACGCUGAGAAGGGGAGUGGGAGGGUUUUCUUGUGGUUGUGUCUCUGCUUAUCAAUAAUUUUUUUUUUUAGUUCCAAUGUAGGAGGAGCGGUACGUAGUUUCUCAUUAACCCAUAGCCUCUUCUAUCCUAUUUAAGCAGCAAGUGUUCACACAUUUCCCUCAUUCUCCACCAAGAGAAGCAGCUGCCACCUAUUACAAAAGUUUUUGUGCAAAUACUGGUAAGUCUUGGAGGGCUACUGGGCAGGAGUGGAGAGAGAUAACUUUAGAAUUUGGGGCAUAAGGGAGGGAAUGCUUGUUGUGGACCUGCAGUCUAACUACCUCUUUAUAAUUAUAAAGGUUAUAAUUAUAAACUCUAAGGUUUUUAUUUCAGCAAUAACAGUACAAGUUAAAUGAAGUUCCUUUUAAUAAUCAAACAACCAGUCUACUAAAACAGAUCAUGUAUUCUAGCAAAAAAUCUUGACUCUAAAAAUGACAUUAAUGCAUAUUCAAGGAGAAUCUCUCUCUGCACAGCUGAAGAAAAAUCCCAGGGGGUUCCAGGGGCUGCUUCUUUGUGGACCUGUAGUCUAACUACUUCUUUAUAAUUAUUGAGGGCCAAUGAUAUUCCAUGUGUGAUAUUGAAGUGACAUGGGGCCUUCCCCAGUGGCGGAGGAAGGGGGGCGGGCCCCCCGGGUGCCAUCUCUGAGGAGGUGUGACAAGAAGGCACACCUCAGGGGGCUCCCCUGCCACCCCGGGCGUGCACCGUCAUUGUGCUGCUGCAGACGCGUGUGGAGGAUCCUCUGCUCGCGGCUGCACUCUCCUCCGCUCGAGUGGUGCCAUCGGCAAACCGACCAGUGGCGCAUGCACAGCUCCGCUCAAGUGCCAUACAGUGUACCCUAACCCUCCACCACUGCUGCAGACACGAGCGAAGGAUCCCACUGACUCCGCUGCAGCUGCGAGCAGAGGAUCCCGCUGCCAUACAUACGGUGUGCACACAUGCAUGGUACAUAGCGGCGCACACGUGGUACGUAGCGGCACCUGCGCAUGCGCCGAUGAGCGGUUUGCCCCGCCCCCCUACCCUGGGUGCCUGUUCUUCUUCCUUCGCCACUGGCUUCCCUAAGGCUUUAGGGAUUGGUAUCUCUGGUUCCUCCAGCAACCAGAACUCCCUUCAUUUACUCAGUCUCCUCUAAACGUCAUGAAACACCUUGCAGGAUGACAUCAUGAUGUGAUCCAGAGGCAGAAUCCCCAUUCCUACCCGAUUCUGAACUCAUAUGCAACAUCUUGGGUUUGGAAGGGGCCAUGGGUAUCUUUGAGAACGCAGAUGGGACUGGAAGGGGACUCUGGGUAGGGGAAGGAUUAAGCAACAGAGAAGCCAGAGCUCCCUGGAACAUUUCUUUUGUAAAUAGUUUAUAAAGUAUAUCUUAGGAAAAUCCAUCCCUACCUCCAGAUCUCUUUCAGAAUGCAAUCCUAUACAAACUGAGUGUUUCUUGAAUAGCAAGGUGUACGGCUGCAUAUAGUCACCAGGAGACCAUGCCUAUCUCAAUGCUUUGUGAUAAUUUAUUUCAUAAAGUGGUUUUGCAUUGUGUGGAAAGGUAUCUUCUUUUGCCUAUCACUGACUCUGCUGUCAGGCUGAGUCCUCUUGAGCUCUUGAGCUCUAGAGUUAUGGCACCAGAAGAGGGAGUGAGGAAUAGCCACUUCUUUAGUGUCACACAUAAUCUUAUAAACUUCUAUUAUGCCCCUCUUUUUAUAUUCCUGAAUCAAAAACACCCAAAUGGUGGAGUUUAGUGGCUGAUCAGACCACCAGCCCUUCUUGUGCAGAGUGAGGAAGAGACCCAAGAACACAGGAUGUAUACCUCACUCUAAGGUUUUUAUUUAAGCAAUAACAGUACAAGUUAAAUGAAGUUCCUUUUAAUAAUACAACAACCAAUCUACUAAAACAAACCACGUAUUCCAGCAGCUGAGUUUGAAUUUAAAAAUGACAUUCAUGCAUAUUCAAGAACACUUUCCUCUGCUGAGCUGUAGCAAGAUCCCAAGGUGUUCCAGGGACUCACCCAGUGCUCCUUUGGAGAAUUGAAGACAUGGUAGAGACUGUUGUAGCUUUAAGAAAUAUGAUUUAUACACAUAUUUAAACCUUCAGUCUGCAUGGAGGGGGUGCAGAACUUACAGCAUGGCAAUCCCAAGCAGGGAUGCUCAUCUAGUCUUAACAAUCUGCACCUUCUGGACACGUUGGUGUUAGAAGGAACAAAUCAGACGCCACAAGAAAAUAUGAGGGGGAAUAAAGAAUUGGGGAAUCUCUUCUCUUCCCCCACAGCCCCCAUAGAUGUGUCCUUCCAUCCUCUCCUAGCUCUGAACCUCAACAGUCUGGCACUACAGUACUAUUGCUGUAGAGCAUUAACUACCGAGGUUGAGGGUAGGCAAGUAAGUUUAUCUGCCCCUUCCAGUGCUGUAUGGGAGAAUGGGUGGUGUCGGUUUAUGCACACAAUGAGAUAAGCAGCUUCAGAUCUGAAUUUUGCUCCUCUUUCCAAGAUAUUCUGAGCUGUUAGGCAGUCUCCUCCCAUCACAGCUGAGAUAGGAAAUUAAUUAGAACAGCGGUUACCAGCAUGGCACUCAUGAGUGCCUGGGUGCCCUCGUAUGGUGCCCACAAAAGGCCUCAGUAAAUAUCCCCUCAAAAUCCACUGGCUCUGUACAAAGUGUGUAACAAAUGUUGGAAAUGUAAAGAAAAAGAGGGAACAUUUUAUCAUAUGUGGUGGGAGUGUAAAAAGGUGAAAUGCUUCUGGGAAAUCAUAUAUAAUGAAUUGAAAAAAAUGUUGAAAUAUACAUUUGUAAAGAAACCAGAGGCAGUUCUGUUAGGCAUGGUUGGAAGUGAAAGAAAUAGAAAAGAACGUAAGCUUUUUUUAUACGCGGUAACAGCUGCAAGGACAUUAUUGGCCCAAAAAUGGAUACAAUAAGAGAUACCAAUGAUGGAAGAAUGGAGAAUGAAAUUAAUGGACUAUGCAGAACUCAACAAAUUAACAGGAAAGAUCUGAAACCGACGGAACCAUAGGUUCACCGAGGACUGGAGUAAAUUUGUAGAUUAUUUGAAAAGUAGAUGUGAUGAACAAAUAACGUUUGUUGGUUUGCAAAAGGCUCUGUGAAGAAUUAAUAUUAAAAAUAUUGUAAAAAAGGGAGUAGGGAGGAGGAAGGUUAUCAUUAUAAGACAAUAUAAAAUUAGGAAAUGCGUAAAAAAGAAUCAAAACGGAGGAUUGUCAGAAGAGCUGAGGGAAGUCCAAAAAAGAAUGUAUUUGUGAAAAAAUGUGUGUUAUGUUCUUAUAAUUUUGUAUUGUAAAAUAUUAUAAAAAAAACAAAACAAAAUCCACUGGCUCAGCCUCUCCAUUUAAUGGGGCUUGAGUACUGAAGGCCCACUCUCUCAUAUGUUCUGAACAAGGGAGAGGUGCAAAGAGCUUCUCUUUGUGAGCAAGCACAGCAGUGAUGAAUGUCGGUGUUUUUGCCACACUGAGCCUUCAAAAAAGCAUUGAUUUCCAGCAAAAUCUGGAUCUUUCAUUUCCUAAACAGCCAUUCCCUAAAAUCACAAGGCAAACUACUUUUAAAACUGGCCAGCCUGUCAAACGCAAUUUAUAUUCCUUAGAAGGUGUGGGUGGGUCUCCUAUCAAAUGGAGAGAGAAAUAGAUAGAGAAAUAUGUCUUCACAAGGAGAAGGUGUUUGCUUCGUCUUUAAAGCACCUCACAAUUAAUUAGUAAUCAUUUACCUUUGGAAUUAUAUUUGGCACUGGCAGGUAUAUUGUGUUAAAGCAUUGAGACAAUUUUCCAAGACGUCAGCAAAUUCUGUUAAUUAUUUCAUUUUCAUAAACAAUAAAAUAAGUAAAUAGAGUAAAUAAAUGAUCAAUUUGUGAAAUCUUCUGAUCUAACUGAAUACAUUGCUUUCUUUUCCUAGAAUCAAGCACCAUGCCAGAGAUAGUCCCUAAGAACAAAGCCCCAGGGGUUGAUUUCUGUGGGGUAGAUGAAUAUUACUACAUUGUCCGCUCAGACCUGGGCUGCUACAUGAGGUCCACCAAUUUCCAUGAGGGCAAAGACCUCGAAGUGUUUAGCCUGCACAGUUCCUGCCAGGGAGGAGAUCACUACUUAGCCCAUGAGGAUGACCUAUUCUACAUCAUCAAAGGAGACAACUAUCGCCGUGUCAGCAACAUGAAUAAAGACUUAGGUGCUGUAGUAUACAGCCUCCAUCCCAACUGCCGCGGAGGGGACCAUUACCUCUCAGCCUUUGGAUCCUUCUAUAUCAUUUUCCAGAAAAGAGGUGUUUACCGUCGGGUCAGUAAUAUGCAUGAAGAUACAGAUGCAGUUGAAUACACACUUCACCCAACUUGCAAGGGUGGUCUCUAUUACUGGGGCAUCAAGAAUUACUAUUACUUUGUAAAACCCCAUGAUGAAUGGGGGGUUCAGUACUAUAGAUGCACCAACUUCCAUGAAAAUUUGGAUGCUGAAACAUACUCCUUCCAUAGUGAUGUUGUGAACAUGCUCCCUGGAGGAAUGGCUAUUACCUAUGGUCCAGCUUAUGGUAGAUGGGAACCUAUCAAGACCAUCUCCAAUGAGUCCAGCACUCCCAUUGUGUGGAAUAAGAAGAUCACCAAGAAAGUGGGAUACAACAAGCAGAAGAUGACCAAUGUGGAGCACAACUGGAAGGUUUCCAUGACUGCCUCAUAUCAGUCAGGUGCGCUCACUGAAGCCAUUGCCAAGUAUCAGUUCUCUCUCACUGCUGAGUAUGGUGGGAAGAGGGUCAACACAGAGCAGGAAAACUGGAAUGAAGCCACUGAGAUCGAAGAAGCUAUUAGUGUAACCGUGCAGCCCAAUGAGAAGAUGUACAUAUGGCAGUUUGAGAUGGGCUUGGGCAAGGAAGAGGUCUUGUUCUGCCGUGAUAUAAAAUUUACGAGUGAUUCUACUCCACCUACAGAUAUUCCUUUACCACCUUCUGAUAAGUGA
Molecule: messenger RNA, 5648 nt
Organism: Podarcis lilfordi (Lilford's wall lizard)
Lineage: Eukaryota; Metazoa; Chordata; Lepidosauria; Squamata; Lacertidae
Source: the annotation of a GenBank genome assembly